Panicum hallii is the source of this 1232-nucleotide messenger RNA. Its product is annotated as NAC domain-containing protein 22-like. The record is from RefSeq and is a predicted model, not a curated record. Gene Ontology annotation, molecular function: DNA binding. The coding region runs from base 110 to 1051 and encodes 313 amino acids. Lineage: Eukaryota; Viridiplantae; Streptophyta; Magnoliopsida; Poales; Poaceae. Gene Ontology annotation, biological process: regulation of DNA-templated transcription. The transcript is spliced from 2 exons.
CCGGCCUAUAUAUGCAAAGGGAAACCACCUCUCUCACCUCGCAUCAUUCAUCGAUCAAGCAACAACAACUGCUCAUUAAUUAGCUAGCAACCAUCAUCGAGACAGAGAGAUGGACGAGCGGCGCGGCGCAUCGUCGGGCGGCGCGGCAGAGCUUGAGCUGCCGGGGUUCCGGUUCCACCCGACGGAGGAGGAGCUGCUGGAGUUCUACCUGAAGCAGGUGGCCCACGGGAAGAAGCUCAAGUUCGACAUCAUCCCCACGGUGCAGCUGUACCGGCACGACCCCUGGGAGCUGCCGGGCCUGACGCGCAUCGGCGAGCGCGAGUGGUACUUCUUCGUGCCGCGCGACCGCAAGCAGGCCGCCGGCGGCGGGCGCCCCAGCCGCACGACGGAGCGCGGCUUCUGGAAGGCCACGGGGUCGGACCGCGCCGUGCGCUGCGCCGCCGACCCCAAGCGCCUCAUCGGGCUCAAGAAGACGCUCGUCUACUACGAGGGGCGCGCGCCACGGGGCACCAAGACCGACUGGGUCAUGAACGAGUACCGCCUCCCCGACGUCGCCGCCGACGCAUCCUCAUCCUCCUCCGCCGGCUCCGGCAACGUCGUCGUUAGCUCACCCAAGGAGGACAUUGUGCUGUGCAAGAUCUACCGCAAGGCGGUGUCGCUCAAGGAGCUGGAGCAGCGGGUGGCCAUGGAGGAGCUGGCGCGCGCCUCCUCCGCAUGCACGCCGUCCGUCUCCCACAACGACACCGCCGACUCCAUGUCGUCGUCGGACCAUCACCAGCAGGGCGGCAGCGGCGGUGUACAGGGGGAGAUCAUGGUGAUGGGCGUGGCCAUCCCGCCGGCGAGCGUCUGCUGCAUGAAGAAGGAGGUGAUGGCCGAGUCGACGGCGGUGCUGAGGCCGGCGACGCUGAGCCUGCCGCAGCUGGACGUGGCGAAGCAGCCGCCGGCGGCGCAGCAGCAGCAGGAGUGGAUGCAGGAUCCAUUCCUGACGCAGCUGCGGAGCCCCUGGAUGGAGAGCUGGUCGCCAUACUACGCCAGCGUCCUCAACUUCUAAUAAUCAACCCAUCCAUCGCUCCAUCGAUCAUCACAUACAUAUCUGCUAGCCAUCAUAUUCUUAAUUACAGAGAGAAUUAUGAUCUACUAGUAUAUACAUAUAUAUAUAUAUAUGUAGGUUUACAUACAUACGCGUGUACGGAGUCGAGUUUAUUAGAUGGCUAGCUAGCGAGAUUAUAUUA